AUCCCAGUGGACGGCACGGCCUGACGCUCUUUUUUAUGUCUCGUCGUUUUCUGUGAAACAUGCAGAAGUCAUUCUGUGGGUUGCAUUUGACCCCUGUCAUCCCUCAUUUGCCUUGACAUCCUCAUCUCGCAGGCCAGUCAGUCUACUGUGCUGCUGCUGCUGCUGCUUCUUGUGCUGCUGCCGUGGUAUUAUUCUGCUGCCGUCAAAGUCUGUCUGUCUAUCUCUCGGCUGCCAGCCCUGCUUGCGCACACACUUACGCACACACUCACACGGACAGACAGACAGACAGACAGACAGACAGACAGAUCCCUGCCCCCUUGCGCGCAUCAUGAUCCACUGCCUCGCUGCGUGCAGGCUCAAGGGUGCAUUCAAUGAAACCAUAGCCAUUCCUCUUCUCCACUUGGCACCCGCGCCCGUCUGGGAAUCUGUGCUGGUUCCUGCGAGCCUCGGCUCCCUUCUCGAUCCAUACUAGCUGCCGCCGGCUGCAGCCCGGGCCUGUUGAUGAGCGGGAAGAGCACGCGGGAAAUCAUCGAGGAAACAUGUAUCCUCAGUAUCCUCAGCACAAUCCCAGACCACAUCUGCGGUUUCCCCAGCUCAGUUGGGCGUGAGAAAUGGGGCAAGAGUGACCAGACAGACAGACGAGGGUGAACAGAGCAGAGUCAUUGCCCAAGUAGACACGACCCGGGAUUCGAGCAAGACCAAUCAAUACCUGCUCCGUCUCUCUCCGAGUCACUUGUAGGCACUCACCCACUCACUCGCCCAAGCCCAUCCUGCGAGGCCGUUGCAGCUCGUCAACAGCAAAAGCACGUCUCCAGCCAGACCCAAACCAGACUAUCGUCACUCUGGCUGCCUGCCAAGCCGACAUCACAUCACACCAGUCACUCCUCCCUCCCCCCUCCAACCAGAAGAGGACCCGGACGAGGAGCUGGCCAUGUCCCUCAUACCCGCCGCCCUCGUGGGCAAGGCCGCAGCUGCCGUGGCAGGCCUCGCCUACCUCAACGCGCGCUUCUCCAUUGGUCAGGACCUCAGCUUCCUGCUCAGCCGUAGGGCGGCGUUUGCAGAGUUGGCCAAGACAGUGCCCAAGGGCCGCCUCUCCAUCUACUACUGCUUCGAGGACGCGGUCAGGGAGAAGGGCGACGCCGAGGCCAUCUGGUCCCACGGCGAGUGCCUCACCUACAACCAGGCCUACGCCCGCGUCAACCAGUACGCGCAGUGGUUCCUCGCCCAGGGCGUGCGCCCCGGCCAGUUCGCCGCCCUGCUCAUGGCCAACUCCCCCGACAUGGUGUGCGCCUGGCUCGGCCUGCUGGCCAUCGGCGCCGCCCCGGCCCUGGUCAACACCAACCUCGCCGCCAAGGCCCUCGUCCACUCCGUCAGCAUCGCGAAAGUCAAGCUCGUCCUGGCCGACGGCGACGCCGACCUCCUCGGGCGCCUGGACGCCGUGCGCGGCGACCUCGAGGCCGCCGGCCACCGCAUCUGCGUGCUCGGCGGCGGCGGCGGCGUGCGCGCGCAGGUCCUCGGCCUGGAGCCCGUGCGGCCCGGCGACGAGCUGCGCGAGGGCGUCACCACCGACACGCCGCUGGCCCUGGCGUACACGAGCGGCACGACGGGCCUGCCCAAGGCCAUCUCGUUCCCCAUGGUCGUCGCCUUCCUGUCGGCCACGGUCAAGCGGCGCGGGUUCGGCGAGGUCAGGGGCACCGACCAGAGGUGCUACAACUGCAUGCCCUACUACCACAUGACGGGCGGCCUCCACGCAAUCCUGCAGCUCCUGACCCGCGACACCCUCUGCAUAGCCCCCAAGUUCCACGCCCGCACCUUCUGGGACGACAUCCGCGCCUCGCGCGCGACCUUCUUCAUCUACGUGGGCGAGGCCCUGCGGUACCUCCUCGCCCAGCCGCCCUCGCCGCUCGACCGCGCCCACGCCGUCCACACCAUCAUCGGCAACGGCCUGCGCGGCGACGUGUGGGUCCCCUUCCGCGACCGCUUCGGCAUCGGCACCAUCCACGAGUUCUACAACUCGACCGAGCUCAUGUUCGGCCUCGACAACCCCAGCAGGGGCGACUUCACCGCCCGGUCCCUCGGCGUCCACGGCCUCGUCCUCCGCACCCUCUUCUCGCGCAUGCACGCCCCCGCCGCCGUCGACCCCGAGACGGGCGAGCUGCUGCGCGACCCCGUGACGGGCUUCGCGGCCCGCGUCCCCUGGUCGCAGGGCGGCGAGGUCCUCGUCCGCCUCGACCCCGGCAGCAAGCUCCCCGGCCGCACGUUCCGCGGCUACUGGGACAACGAGGGCGCCACGAGCGCCAAGAUCGCCCGCGACGUGUUUGUCAGGGGCGACGCCUACUUCCGCACCGGCGACGCCCUCCGCCGCGACGCCGACGGCCGCUGGUUCUUCUGCGACCGGCUCGGCGACACGUUCCGCUGGAAGGGCGAGAACGUCAGCACCGCCGAGGUGAGCGACGUCCUCGGCGCCUACGGGAGGGGCGUCGUCGAGGCCGUCGUCUAUGGCGUGCAGCUCCCCGGGCACGAGGGGCGGGCCGGCGCCGUGGCGCUGCUGGUCGACGAGUCGAGGCGCGGGGCCUUUGACUAUGCGGAUUUCCUGAGAUAUGCCCGCGCCAACCUCCCGAAAUACGCCGUCCCGGUCUUCAUCCGCCUCGUCUCGGAGCCGCUCAGCACGGGGAACCACAAGCAGAACAAGGUGCCGCUCAAGGCCGAGGGCGUCGACCCGGACAAGGUGUCGAGCGGCGACGCCAUCUACUGGGCCCGCGGCGACACAUAUGUCCCCUUCACACGCGCCGACUGGGAGGGCCUUUCCCAGGGCAGGGCCAGGCUGUGAGGAGGGAGCCCGCCCCCGUGCGUGGACAUUGGUUGGGUACGCCAUGCCAUCGACGGCCCACACCUCCACGGACCCCCGGGGACCGUCACCUCCUCCGUUGCGGUGGGAGAAUCGGUGGGCUGCGACACACACGCGAAAUAACCUUCUCGGCGGACAGGGGGGUUCCUUUCUGCUUCUGACACGCGAAAGGGAUGGUACCACUGAUUCCAUCUUUUCUGUCCAUCGGGGUGGCGGAGAAGAGAACCAAGCCGGGGAAUAAUCAGAUGUUAACACAUCAUAACGUGCCAUGGCCUCCGAGUCUUUGAUGACAGACUAGCAUAGCUCCGGCGUUUAAUUAGAUUUUGCUUCCACCUUG
Molecule: messenger RNA, 3185 nt
Organism: Diaporthe batatas
Lineage: Eukaryota; Fungi; Ascomycota; Sordariomycetes; Diaporthales; Diaporthaceae
Exons: 5
Coding region: 932-2830 (632 amino acids)
Molecular function (GO): long-chain fatty acid transmembrane transporter activity; long-chain fatty acid-CoA ligase activity
Source: RefSeq, a predicted model, not a curated record